Staurois parvus is the source of this 329-nucleotide messenger RNA. NCBI's taxonomy places the organism in Eukaryota, Metazoa, Chordata, Amphibia, Anura, Ranidae. The record is from the annotation of a GenBank genome assembly.
AUAUAGUGAAUGCGGGGUCCUGGGAGACCGGAUAUAGUGAAUGCGGGGUCCGGGGAGACCGGAUAUAGUGAAUGCGGGGUCCGGGGAGACCGGAUAUAGUGAAUGCGGGGUCCGGGGAGAGCGGAUAUAGUGAAUGCGGGGUCCGGGGAGAGCGGAUAUAGUGAAUGCGGGGUCCGGGGAGACCGGAUAUAGUGAAUGCGGGGUCCGGGGAGAGCGGAUAUAGUGAAUGCGGGGUCCUGGAAACCAUUACCAUUGUGAUACAAAGAGUAGACUGGAUGGCAGAGGAGUCCCUAGGGUUGGUGUCACCCGGUGCAGUAACAUGUGGUGUC